Striga hermonthica is the source of this 579-nucleotide messenger RNA. NCBI's taxonomy places the organism in Eukaryota, Viridiplantae, Streptophyta, Magnoliopsida, Lamiales, Orobanchaceae. The record is from the annotation of a GenBank genome assembly.
AUGGUUAAGACAGCCUCAGAUUGCUCGUCCUCGUCCAACGUUGUUGAGCCCAAGUACAAGGGCGUGAGGUUGAGGAAAUGGGGGAAAUACGUGUCAGAAAUACGCCUCCCCAACUGCCGCGACCGCAUAUGGCUCGGCUCGUACGACUCGGCCGAGAAGGCUGCCCGGGCCUUUGACGCGGCCCUCUUCUGCCUCCGAGGGCCCGGUGCCAAGUUCAACUUCCCUGAGGACCCACCGGAAAUCCCGGGCCGCCAGGGUUUGAGCCCGACUGAGAUACAGGCUGUGGCCCAGCACUAUGGUAAUAACUAUGCUGGCCCGGGGAAUAAUGAUCAGAGGCAGAUGGGCCGGACUGGAGGGGAGGCCAACCAGUUCCAGGCCGGGCCAAUGAACUCGAUCGACUGGUCGUUCUUGGAUGUGCUGGACACGAAUGAAGGACACGUCUCGGAUUUCACUCAAUUUCACGAGCCAAGUGAUAUGUACAUGCCACCACCACAUUUUCCAGAUAGCGUUGAUGAUGGGGACAAUGGCGACGAGGAUGGGAAUGGUGGUAAUAUGCAGUCUUUCCUCUGGAACUUCUGA